Messenger RNA from Drosophila teissieri, 527 nucleotides. It is a transcript of the gene mRpL36, whose product is annotated as 39S ribosomal protein L36, mitochondrial. Bases 62 to 448 code for a protein of 128 amino acids. The record is from RefSeq and is a predicted model, not a curated record. Gene Ontology annotation, cellular component: ribosome; mitochondrial large ribosomal subunit. Gene Ontology annotation, biological process: translation; ribosome biogenesis. The transcript has 2 exons. NCBI's taxonomy places the organism in Eukaryota, Metazoa, Arthropoda, Insecta, Diptera, Drosophilidae. Gene Ontology annotation, molecular function: structural constituent of ribosome.
UAGCAAUUAAAGUCAUCGGUUGUAAUCGAUUUCUUACCAGUUGAAACCAAAACAAUAGGAGAUGUCCCUGGCUAGUAGAAUACUGCAACAAGGCUCCCGCUUGUGGAACGGCCUCAGCGCCGCGCGUGGUUUCCACCUUCUCAUUCGGCCGGCGGCUCCUGCAAGUGUAUCGAUGCAAAACACACAACUUGUGGCCGCCACAACUGGGAUUGCUCAGACGUCGGGACUGCUGACACCUGGCUCCACUUUGGUCCAGCAGGUGGCUGGAUUCAAGGUUAAGGGCCGCCUGAAGCGACGCUGCAAGGACUGCUACAUCGUGGUGCGCCAGGAGCGCGGUUAUGUCAUCUGUCCCACGCAUCCACGCCACAAGCAGAUGUCGAUGAAGAAGCGCGACUACAAGUCCUGGAUCCUGACGCACGCCACACAGUCCAAGGAGCGCGGCUACUAGACCUAAUUAGGCAUUAAUAAAAGCAUUUGUUUCAAUAUGUUCUUAAAUACAUAAAUAAUAAAACGAAAAAAACAUCCAA